Callorhinchus milii (elephant shark) is the source of this 4638-nucleotide messenger RNA. RefSeq names its product protein Shroom3. NCBI's taxonomy places the organism in Eukaryota, Metazoa, Chordata, Chondrichthyes, Chimaeriformes, Callorhinchidae. Gene Ontology annotation, biological process: actin filament organization. Bases 14 to 4570 code for a protein of 1518 amino acids. Gene Ontology annotation, cellular component: cortical actin cytoskeleton; apical plasma membrane; adherens junction. Gene Ontology annotation, molecular function: actin filament binding. The transcript has 8 exons. The record is from RefSeq and is a predicted model, not a curated record.
CCCAAAAUGAAGCAUGGACAGCUCGCAUCAAACGCCAACUGCUUCCUCCGCAAGUCGUCUCUCUCCGAUCAGGUUCACCGGUUUGAAGGAUCCGUUCAGUCACUGUCGUGGUAAAGGGGACUCUGGUUACAGCUCAUUCUCCAACUCUUCCAAUGCUCCAGAAUACCUGUCUUCAGCUCACGUGCAUGAGAGUGCUGGCCCUUCAGAGAAAGUGUUCUACCAGGGGUCGGAAGCACUGAAACAGCCUGGGGUAAAGGCUACACGGAUAGGCUGUGAUGCUGAUGCCAUGGGCACUGAAGAGAGAGCUGUGUGCCAGUCAAUGAAGAACUACAGUAGUGUUCAACAUGAUAGCCCUUAUCGUCGAUCAGAACCACCUCCACUUCCAACCCGUCGUGAUAGCUUCCUAGCUACAAGGCAACAUGAAUGCCUCAUCAACUGCACCAACAUUGAGGAGCAGUACGGACCCAAUGUGGUCGAGAGGCAGCCAACAGGGACAAAGACGUUUAAAUGUGAUCAGCAACCUGUAAAGAAAUCCAACAGACCGUCUGAGAGAUGGCAAAGCUAUUGGCAGCCUCUGUGGAUGAGGGCAUCGAGAAGACACAACUUGACGGAAAGCACAGAAGCGUAUACUUCCGCGAGGAGUGACAAAGCACUCCAGAACGAUUCAGCUAAGCCGUACACUUCCUUUCACCCUCGUGGUUCUAAUGUUCCCGCCAACUGUUCGGAAUCACAGAAACAGGCCUACAUUGCUUCGCAGGCUCAUGGAAACAAAUUGCUUCAGAAACCCAGCCCACAGGACUUUGAGCUGCCCCCCAUACGAACGCUUGAUAGUGUUAAUGAUGGGGUUCAGAAAGCAGUGCCGUAUUUUUGUGUCACUAGUACAGAUGUGCAGACAUCUGGCGGGGAGUACAGGCCGAAAGAACCCACCUUUACUCGAGCAAAGAGCUCAGAAAAUGUUACAGAGAAAAUGUCACACCAGCACAAGACGGAUUAUAAGCCCCAGCUGGAUAGAAAUUGUAACGAUAGACUGGGGUCUUUGGGCACCAAAGGUGCUGCUAGACUUUCGUCAGUUCAUUUGCCGAGUGUGGAUUCACCGCCUUUGAUCAUUGAGACCCAAACAAGAGAACCAGGAUUUAAUAGCAGAGGCUGCACAGGCAGCCAUGUGUUCUACUCUGGCCCGGAUGAAAAUGUCCACACCCCCAGACCAGCUUCUUCGGUGCUGGACGCUGCCCAAGCAACGAAGCGAAACAAGUAUUUGAAUGAAAGACGAGCAAGCAAUAGUACGUCCGGCUAUAACACAGAGAGCAGAGCUUCUCAAUCGAAUCCGUAUGCGAGUGCAAAGAGCUCCUACAUUGUCCCAGAGGACCCCUCUCCGAGGCCUGGGUGGCAAGAUAUAGCGAAAGAGUAUGCAAUCAGUGCGGAAAACACUCCAUUGCUACACUGCCUUACCUCCGAAAGCAAGCAAAUGGCGAAGAACAUAGCGGUCAAUUCUAAGAAUAAAUGGCAGGCCUCUGACCCAGCAAAGGGACUACCUAAGGAGGUGGAAAGAAACUAUAUCUUGGCUGCCAACCUGCACAGCGGGAUCGAGCACGAUAUGUCGCAGUUACGAAGAGCAAGGAGUUCCACUCAACUCUUCGAUGAAGAUCACGUCUUUGCGCCAAAUGAAGAAUCUCCAGACCCCGUGGGCUCGUUAAUCAAUUGUUCCAAGAAGGAUUAUAGAAACAAAAUCAAGGACGCACAGACUAAGGUCCUCCUGCAGACCUCUUUCAAACGCAAGGACCUCCAAUUCAGCUGGCCGAACCGAAUGAAGCAGAAGUCCGUGGAGAGACCAACCAUCGCACAUCUCCGAACGUACUCUCUGUCCAGCUCAAACCAAGGCCUCGGUGAUCCAACAGUCAUGUCACCACAGGCACUGUACGAGUUACAGGACGCCAGGUCCUUGCUGUCCCAGCACCAGAUCGCACGCAUCGGGGGGAGGAAAAGAUUGACCGCAAUGCAGAAGAAAAUGUGCUAUUCAGAGCCCGAGAAAAUAAACCAGUUGGGUGUGUCGAACAGUCAGAGGAAGUUCUCUCUCAUGUGGGAACAGGGGAAAACCAUCAACUGUCCAGAUCCGCACCGAGACCUCAGUUUUGUGGGGGCGAGGAAACACACGUUUGAAAGUGACAAGGCUUCCUCGACGUUGAACCUCUCCAAGGAGGGAAAGACCCAGAUUCGGCAGGACGUGUUAGCCGAGUACAUGGAACGCAAGAAAGGCCAGAAACCUGCCGGCAGAGACCUUGUAUUUCCCGAGAAGCAAAGAGCGAAACCUGUUCCACCGAGAAACAUUUCCGAUUGGAAUUGCAACCCGUUUCCUGGCUCUGACGAAGAGCCGAAGAUAUCCAGACACAAGUCUGCAGAGAUUCUAUGGGAAUUACGACCGAAUUACUCUAUGAACCAUCAAGGCUACAGUAAUGUGUCCGCUGUGUAUUCCUUAAAACAGGAACCAGUUGCUCGACAGUUGCACACGCAGGCAGAUAGCAGGACCUCCAGCAAGUGUGCAUCUGCUGAAGAUCUUCUGGACCAACUAGCAUUCGCUCAGUUCAGUGACCGUGCGAGAUCCAAGUCUUCUCCUCUGCUUCCACAGAACAUUCAAAGGGAUCUAUUAACUGGGCCAAGUUCACAAGCCUCAUUGUCAAGUCGGACGGGUAACUGGGACAGUGUCUCUUCCAGGUCCCAUAUUCCCGAAAUAAAUCCUACGCCAGAAUUUGUUUGUUAUCCAAUAGACUAUGAAAGCAUCCACCAUGACAGGGAGCUCAGGAAAAGGGCGUAUGAAAGGCAGAGAGUAAAGUCUUUGGAUGAAUUGGAGACUCCUGUAGAGGAACGUCCCAUUGUGUUUAGCAGAAGUUCUGAUCAACUCCACCGUUCGGUGAAAGGUAACAGGCAAACCAAUGGGCUAGCAUCAGAAACUGGCGUUUAUGGAUUCCAAAGGAGACCCAACAGAGAACAUAUGAAAUGGGACAGCACAGAGCUGCAAAGGAAAAACUUACCCCGAGCUCCGGCAAGACCUCCCUCUUCUCAGCUAAACUGGAAUAAAACAAAGGCAGAAAACAUCAAUGAGCCCGGAUCAGGACUUGACCCUGUUUCAUCUGCAGAGCCAGGCUACACGGUUGAGAGAUGUUAUAAUGUGUCCAAGAUACACAACCCGUAUUCCAGUCCAGAAUCUUCUCCUAAAACCCCCUCUCCACUUCUCUCUAUGCCAUUCCCACCCUGGAGAACCCCAUCCCAGGAAGACCAUGUGUUUUAUGAGGAUUCCUACACAAAAUCAGAAACAGUUGACAUUAAUCUUUCCCCAGCUUCUGAAAAUGCUUCUCCUAGAUCUAACCUCACCAAAUUGCAUGUGUCCAGAACAUUUGAUUCCUUACCCACUGAAAUACCGAUGGAGAACAAACUCAAGAUCACAGAGAAAAUAACCAGUGGAAAUAUUUCACCAACGAGAAAUGACUAUAAUCUGACGUGUCUCAAAGACAAUCGUGAAGAGGAGCAAACAACGACAGAGACAGUGGCUAAACUGAAGUGUCCAGUCACAAAUCUUGAAGAAAUUGCACUAAUCUCUGUGGAGCAAACGAGAUCUGGUGAGAGUCAGAGCGUCACAGCAGUAGGACACCAGGAAGGUGAGACCAAAGCAAACUCUGAGCCACAUGCAGAGGGCCAAGAUGAGGUGUCUCUGUCACUGAGGGUGAAGACACCUGAGGACCUGCUAAUAGAGAGCCUUAUGAAGGAAGUUCUGGAUCAGGACCAGUCUCUGGCUGACGUGCUGGAUCCCAGCUCUACCAAGAGAACUACAAUGGAUCUUGUGGAAGGGUUGUUUCGAACAGACACCUGGGUGCUUGAUGCUUGUCAGAUGAGAAAGAAAAUGAACGUGGAGAGAAAGGAAAUGGCGACCCAGGAGAACAGAGACAAACGAGACACUCAAUUAUCAUCGCCAACAGCAGGGACAAAUAAUCAGAUGCGGAAAAGUGUUGAGGAUAAAAUGGGUCGUCCAAGCGAUAUAGCAGAGAAGAAGCGAGAGUUAAUUGACGCAAUUAAUUGUAAACUUCAGAAGCUUCAGGAAAGGAAGGUAGCGUUAACUGCGGACAUCAGAGCCAACGAUCUGCUCGGUGAAAAUAUUGAGGCCUGGGUCGAAGGUACCUGCAAACCUCAUGAGGUGCAGAAAUACAAGACCUUCAUUAAAGAUCUGGACAAAGUACUGAACCUGCUCUUGAGCCUGUCGAGCCGGUUGGCACGAGUGGAGAAUGCUCUGAAUAAAGUCAACGAGGCCACUGAUUCAGAGGAGAAGAAAUCGCUGAAUGAAAGGCACCACACGCUGUCUGGUCAACAUGAAGAUGCCAGGGGACUGAAGGAGCAUCAAGAUCACAGGGAGCGAAUGACCUUCAAUAUCCUGUCCAACUACCUCACUGAGACCCAGCUCCAAGACUCUCAGCAAUUUAUUCAGACGACAAAAAUCUUACUAAUCGAGCAAAGAGAUCUGGAUGAGCACCUCAAACUCACUGAGGAUCAACUAGAAUGUCUCCAGAACAGCCUUGAGUCCUGAUUCCCUUUCAUUUUGUUUCAAAGAAAAAUAAACCACUAGAAUCUGUUAUAAUGUAGAACAAGGUGGUC